This is a messenger RNA of Varroa destructor (honeybee mite), 1692 nucleotides long. RefSeq names its product transcription elongation factor elongin C (gene EloC). Gene Ontology annotation, biological process: ubiquitin-dependent protein catabolic process. The record is from RefSeq and is a predicted model, not a curated record. Lineage: Eukaryota; Metazoa; Arthropoda; Arachnida; Mesostigmata; Varroidae.
UUCAUCUUAUACCAUAAUUUAAUUGCUUGGCUACCGAGUGUUGUUCUACAUAACAUGAGUCUUCACCGAUCGUCUUUAUUGCUGACGAUUAAUUUUAAUUACCUAGUGACAACGCUUGUUUAAAAUGUAGUUAGGUGUAAUUACUGUUAUCAGUUCUAGAACGCGGUCAGAAUACACUCAGUUUCGUGUAUUUGUUCAGAUGCAUAUUAAUAGCUGUUCUCAGAGAUGACAGCAGCCAACAACUAGGAUCGCAUUCAAGUGCUGGCAGACCUAUUGGGAUCUGCUUCGGUCACGUGACGUUUUUUCUGAAAAAAAACCAGAUAUUAUGUUAUUGGUUUAGGGUGUGUUACUGGUGUAAACAUAAAGCAAAAAAAGGAUUACAAAUAGCAGAGCGAGACCGUUGCAAACGUUGCGUUCUAACCUUGGCAUUACAUCUUCGUCGUGAUUUACUGUAUACAGAGAGUCGUAUAAUCGAGCUAAAUUUAGCCAACGUUGUGCCAGUCAUUCUUGUUGAUUGUGUAUUGUUAGAAGCUCAUAGCACAGACUAUCCGGGAAGUGUAACCAACCCAUCGAUCGAAAUUAUUUCAUACGCUGAACGCUUGUUAAACAACCUGGGCUAACUGUGCUGGUUCUUCCCGAAUGGCAUUAAACGCCUCUCACUGUCCAUCUGAAUAGACGCGUACAGUUCUCGACUGUUUGUGCUUUCCUGUAUUGAUUCAGCACUUGCCGUCGUUAGGCAUCAUUUGAAUAUAGAAACGCAGUAACAACUUUGUCAUUCACAAUGUCUGGCGAUAACGUCGAAAUGUGUACGACGUUCGGCGGAUGUGAGGGCCCCGACGCUAUGUACGUGAAACUCAUCUCAUCUGACGGACACGAGUUUUUCAUUAAACGAUGUCACGCGUUGACGUCGGGAACAAUCAAGGCGAUGCUGUCCGGACCCGGUCAGUUCUCCGAGAACGAAACUAAUGAAGUUAACUUUCGUGAGAUUCCUUCUCACGUCCUACAAAAAGUCUGCCAGUACUUUACUUAUAAGGUGCGCUAUACAAAUUCGUCAACAGAAAUUCCCGAAUUCCCCAUCGCACCCGAAAUCGCCUUGGAACUUCUUAUGGCGGCAAACUUCCUUGAUUGUUGAAUAGAUCGUCAUCCGUAUAAUAUUAUUGUUGUUAAUAUUUCCAUUAUAUGGCAAACAAACCACAAUCAUUUUUUUCAAGCUUUUAGAAUUAGAGCGACGCACUGUUUUGUCAUAGAAUGAAACGGCAAAUAGUGAGGUACGAUAUAGUUGUUUAUUUUGUUUCUUCAUGAAAAAUUUAUAAUGUUUUCUCGCGUUUCCAAGUCAGUUAAUAUGUGUCUUAAUGUACACCGAUUAAAAAGCGACUUAAGAGGAAAUUUGCAUCCUGGAACUUUCCCUUAAAAAAUUUUGAAACAAACUUUGCAAGUCACUGCCCACCACCGAUGGUUGUGGGCAAAACACACCCGUUGAAUCUCGUCGAUUAGACAUCAGAGAUAUCUCGAGUGUGCAAGAUGUUGAUAUGUUUAUAUCGUUGUCGAGCUCCUUUGGGCUUCGCCAACUCAAGCUAUAUAUCACAAGCGUACGAAAAAAAAACUCUAAUAAGGGACAAAUAUGUGUGAGAUUGGUCUCUUGGAGUAAAAAUAAUACGCAUGAAAUAAAGCCAAAAAUAUUCUUCUGUGGUA